Messenger RNA from Selaginella moellendorffii, 794 nucleotides. Its product is annotated as temperature-induced lipocalin-1. The record is from RefSeq and is a predicted model, not a curated record. Lineage: Eukaryota; Viridiplantae; Streptophyta; Lycopodiopsida; Selaginellales; Selaginellaceae. Bases 33 to 632 code for a protein of 199 amino acids. The transcript has 2 exons.
UAGGGUUUAUCAAGGAGCGAUCUAUCAGAGCGAUGGGCAGUGGCGGUGGCGGUGGCGGUGGCGAUCGAAAUGGCGAGCUUGUGACGGUGAAGGGGCUGGCGCUUGACAGGUACAUGGGCCGCUGGUAUGAGAUCGCCAAGAUCCCUACUCGAUUCCAGCCCAAGGCCGGGAUCAACACGCGCGCGACCUACACGCUCAAGCCGGACGGCAGCGUCGACGUGCUCAACGAGACCUGGGUAAAUGGCAAGCUGAAUCACAUCAGCGGCGUGGCCUGGAAGGCCGAUCCCAAGAGCGAGGACGCCAAAUUCCUCGUCAGGUUUUGGGUGCCCCCGUUCUUGCCAGUGUUUCCAGUCACUGGGGAUUACUGGGUGAUGGCGAUUGGGGAUGACUACGAGUGGGCGCUCGUCGGCCAGCCCUCUCGAAGCCUCUUGUGGGUUUUGGGCAGGAAGCCAGAGCUGAGCGAUGAGAUCUACUCCAAGCUAAUGGAACUGGCCAAGGAGCAGGGAUACGAUAUCAGUGCCGUGGAGAAAUCCAAGCACGAUGAAAGCUCCGAGACGGCACAGGGAGAGGAGCGAGCUCCCAACAAGGACAGUGGAUUUUGGUGGCUCAAGACACUCUUUGGCAAGUACUGAAAACUAUACGUUUCACAUCUAUCUCAUAUGAUCUUCUAUACAAGAAACAACGUGCUCUUCUAGAUUGAUAAAUCAUAAAAUCGCGAACAUAGAUUGUAUUUUCUACUUGAAUAAAUAGUAGCAGCCUCCAUAGCCUGCGAAGCAAAGUACGUAUAAACUCAA